Messenger RNA from Sphaeramia orbicularis (orbiculate cardinalfish), 2085 nucleotides. It is a transcript of the gene tmem51b, whose product is annotated as transmembrane protein 51b. The coding region runs from base 269 to 1141 and encodes 290 amino acids. The record is from RefSeq and is a predicted model, not a curated record. Lineage: Eukaryota; Metazoa; Chordata; Actinopteri; Kurtiformes; Apogonidae. The transcript is spliced from 3 exons.
CCCACUUUACAACCAGUGGGGAGGUUUCAGUACGGCUAGAGUUUGGCCAAAGUUCCUGUCAACUAUAUAGUUUUACUUUAGCAGUCAACAUUGUAGGAAUAAACAUAGAUUGCGAUCUUAAACGCCUCUGUUGAGUGGACCAGGCCCGCGGUGGUUGCGUCUAUGUAGUGUUCCUCUUUCCCUGUAUGUGGUCUUCCUGAAAACACCUGCGUGGUUCAGGUAACUCACCGAUGAAGAGGGAAGUCCUUGGUGCUGAGCGGUGAAAAGAAUGUGUUCCAGUCGGGGUAUAUGCGGCAGUAGCAGCCGCCCCUCCAACAGGUCAUCCAGCUCAGAGGGCAGCGGGUCGGGGGCCCAUUAUGCCCUUUGCGCCCUGGGAGUGGGACUCAUCGCCCUGGGUAUUGUCAUGAUCGUGUGGACUGUGAUACCAAUGGACGGAGAGAACUCAGGCACUUCUACAGUGUCAUCAGGAAACACCACCACAGUACCCGCUGACAAUGAGGAGGAUGAAGAUGACAGGACAAAGUCAUCUUCGGUGGCGAUGGUGCUGGUUGGAGUCGGGGCGGCGAUGCUGCUGUUGUCGAUUUGUCUCGGAGUGAGAAACAAAAGAAGAGCACGCAACUCGACUAACCAGCAGCGAGCAGUAGGAGUCCCCUUUAUGGACCACGUGGCAGGAGAGGAGGGAGAGCCAGUUCCAGAUCCGACUACAUACAAUGUGCCAAGCUAUGAUGAAGUGGUUGGCAGCGGUAACUACCCUGUCCGUCAGAGCAACCUUCGCCAAAGCACCUCCCAGCUGCCAUCAUACGAGGACAUCAUAGCUGCUGUGGAAAACGAGGGGUCGGAGCCCACUAACCACCCCACAGAAGGCACCCCUCUCAAUGAAACCACACCAGCUGCCUCCCAACCUGAAGGUGAGCCUCAGGCCGGUGCUGCUGGCGUCGAGAGGAAUCCCACCCUGCCUGCUCGCAGCACCAGCCGAGCCAGCCGCCUACUGCGACCUCUACGGGUGCGGAGGAUCAAAUCAGACAAACUGCAUCUGAAGGACUUCCGCCUCCAAAUCCGCAGCCCCACACAGAAUCCAGUGACCAUUGAACCCAUCACUCCACCACCAGGGUAUGAAAAUAAGAUUCCUGAAUUAGCAUAGUGCCUCUCAUGUGUUCCGUCUUCCUGAUGAAUGACAAUAUCUCUGGGUUAAAUAGACUAAUAACAUUUCUGAAAACCCAUUUUCAAGGUUGGUAUUAAGUAGGUUAAAUGUGGCUGGGAGCUGGGAUGGAGGCUCUGCAGCUGCUCUACUGAAAAGAAAAUAUUUCAACUGAAUCUCUUGUUCUUUACCACUGAUGCGUAUGAUUAGUAUAUUUAUUCUGUAAUUAUACAAGAUACAUAAAACACUCAGAGUUAAGAUUUUUUUUAAACAUAAUACUGUAACUUAUGCCAAACAUAAGACAACCUCAUCAGUUUUAUUGAAUCAAAGUGUGAGUAAUGUGUGUUAAACAACAUGCAUGUUUUUCAAUUUCAUGGGAAUUUAUGCUUUAACUACCUUCACCAAUGAUUUGUAAAUUGUGGAAAUAUCAAAAGCUUGUGUGAUAAUCCGGGGGAAAAGGGAUGCCAAUUACUUAGGACAUUUUUAAGUGGUAUUAAGUGUAAGAUGUGUGGCCAAGUUAGGAUGUGUAACUCCAGGGAAAAUGCACUGAUGCCAAAAGAAAACAUGAUUUUAACUGUUUGUGAAAGCUAUGUGUAAGUUGUCCUUUUAAUCUGUUGAAGAAAAUGGUUUCAAACUGUCUUUUUGACUCCUCUGGUAGCAGAAGAAUAGCGUUUUGGAUAAUAAUGAUGAAAAAUAUUUAGAAAUGUGGAUGUCAUGUUAUGGGGAUGUGGCAUUAAAAAUGAAAUAGACUUUGCUUGUUAUGACUUUUAUACAUGUUUAAAAGUAAAAACAUCUUAAUAUGUGCUGUAAAUGCUAAAUGUGGUUAAUAAAUGCUUUUCUGUUUCAUGUAGCUUCAUGUUAAAAUUCUGUUUUUAUAAUUAAACCCUGAAGCACUGAUGGUGCUACAGUAUACUUAAACAUCCAAAUAAAGUAUGAUGGAGGCUGUG